Molecule: messenger RNA, 543 nt
Organism: Prunus mume (Japanese apricot)
Lineage: Eukaryota; Viridiplantae; Streptophyta; Magnoliopsida; Rosales; Rosaceae
Product: Putative membrane lipoprotein
Source: RefSeq, a predicted model, not a curated record
AUGGGAAAAGAGAGUGGGAGAGUAACAAAGGAGAGAGAGCUUCAAGAGUAUAUUGUGCACACAGUUUUGUUCACUGCAGGAGCAGCUGUGUUAAUGGCGUGUUUACAACGUGCUAUAUUAAUGGUGUUUCUCAUGGAGCAAUGGCGGGCAUGGGUUUUCCUUGUGCUCAACCUCAUCCUCUUAGCCAUUCUCUUCACUCCCAUUUCUUCCACCUCAAAUUUUGAUCAAAACCAACAAUGCAGCAGCAACAACAGCAAUGCAGAAGUGGUCGAGAAUAUUGAACGGAAAAAUAAGAGAAGGGAAUGUUACAGGUGCCCGUCAUCAGAACAAGCAGUAGAAGAAGUUAAAGAAUGUGAUGAAGAAAUAUGUAAGAAGAGAUCGACGAGUGUCGAGAAUGAGGAAGAGGGGUUUGAAGACCAGACAGAGGAGGUUUCCAAGGAGGCCCUGAAUGAGAGAGUGGAAGCUUUCAUUGUGAUGUUCAGGCAGCAUUUGGUGUCGGAUGCAAGAAAUGAAUCAAGGUGGAAACAAGUUCUUUGAGAGGCA